AUCAGUGCUAACUAAAAGCAUUAUAGGUGAAUGCCAAAUGUUAAGAUAUAGUAAAAAUGGUCAAAAGGACCGUUUUAGUGCCUCCAGAUGGGGGUUAUGGCUGGGCCAUUGUGUUUGCAGGAGGUUUAAAUAACUUCAUCAUGAUCCCUUUGAUGCAAACCUUUGGACUAGUCUUCAAAGAUAUAUUUCCAAAAAUGGGGCUAACAGCCACUCAGGGAUCUCUCAUAUUAAACGUAAAUGCUGCAUUUGGAAUGUUGGCCGGAUUUCUUAAUGGUCCGUUACUAAACAGCUACGGUUGUCGUAAGGUGGCCAUUGUGGGGUCACUUAUAGCCUCUGGUGGAAUCAUCUGUACAUCUAUGGCAAAUUCCUUUUGGUCCCUUAUGAUAAUUUACGGCUUAAUUGCUUCCUUUGGAUUAAGGAUUGCACAGUCGGCCUUCAAUCUAUCGGUAAACAUGUAUUUCAGAGAACGUAAAACAAAAGCCAUAGGAAUUAUGAUAAGUCUGACUGGAUUUGGUCCUAUUUUUAUGCCACAGAUCACCAAUUUAUUGAUGAAAUCUCAGGCUCCGGAAGGUGUAAUAUUAAUUAUGGGUGGGAUUUGUUUGAAUUGUUUGGUUGCUGCAUUUCUUUUACAACCAGUUGAGUGGCAUAUGAAGGAAGUGGAAGAAGAUGUUGAAGAGGAGGAAGAAUCACAUAUAAUUAACAAAAGAAAUCACAACACAGUUUUGGAGAAUUUGGAAGAAGUGGAUGAAGAUGUAGAAAAUGUUGAAAUACAAAUAGAGACAAAUAACAGUAACAACAACAACAACAUAGCUUUAAAUAAUUUAGAAGAAGUUGAUGAAGAUACUGAUAAUCUUGAUGUUAAACGACAACCAUUAUUAAGGCAAAAUUCAAAAAUAAGCCAGAGAGGAAUGUCAAAGAUGGCUUUAAAUCAGUCCACAUACACCCUAGAUUAUGAUCAAGAAAGUACUGCUAUGUUUGGGUAUGAAAAUAGUAUGGGAGGAAGUGUUAUGUCACUAAAUACUAUUGGCAGAAGACAAUCAGUGAAUGCAGCUGAAAAAUCCAGUAAUAAUGAUGAUAUUACAGAAGAUAAACCAUCAAGAUUAAAAAGAAUAAUGACUUACAUCUCUACCAUAUUCGAUUUCCAACUUUUCAAGGAUGCGAUAUAUGUAAAUAUCAUGUUGGGAAUGUCUUUUGCCCUGUUCUCCGAAAUGAACUUUGCAAAUUUAACAGCGUUCAUUUUGACGGAUUAUGAUAUGGAUACAACACAAAUUGCCACAUUUAUGUCAGUGUUCGGAAUAGCGGAUGUUAUUUUCCGGUUUAUAGCACCGUAUGUGGGAGAAUAUUUGAAACAGAAACCAAGAAAAAUGUUCCUAUAUUCGUUGUUUGCCAGUUUCGCUUUUAGAGCAGCAUUCAUGGAGGCUAGUUACUAUUAUUUACUGGGAAUAGCAGUUUGUUUGGGCAUCACCAGAGGUUUCAGAAGUGUUUAUUUAAACCUCAUCAUUCCUUACCAUGUACCUAUAGAACGGUUAGCUUCAGCAUCAGGAAUUCAGCUUAUGGUUAACGGUCUUGUUAUAAUCGUUGGCGGACCUAUUUGUGGUAUUCUUCGUGACAAAACUGGCAACUAUGAGUGGGUUUUGAUAUUUAUGAAUGUAUUGACUCUAGCCACAAUUAUUAUGUGGUCUUCAGAAUUUUUGUAUAAGAGAUUUAGAGGAAAAACUUCCUAGAUAAAAGGGUGCCAUAUAUAAACUAUAUUUAUUAUAUAUUUUCGGUGACCUUCU
Aethina tumida (small hive beetle) is the source of this 1778-nucleotide messenger RNA. Its product is annotated as monocarboxylate transporter 9. NCBI's taxonomy places the organism in Eukaryota, Metazoa, Arthropoda, Insecta, Coleoptera, Nitidulidae. Gene Ontology annotation, biological process: transmembrane transport; monocarboxylic acid transport. The record is from RefSeq and is a predicted model, not a curated record. The coding region runs from base 57 to 1724 and encodes 555 amino acids. The transcript is spliced from 6 exons. Gene Ontology annotation, molecular function: monocarboxylic acid transmembrane transporter activity.